Truncatella angustata is the source of this 1156-nucleotide messenger RNA. Its product is annotated as phospholipid methyltransferase. The record is from RefSeq and is a predicted model, not a curated record. Bases 415 to 1029 code for a protein of 204 amino acids. Gene Ontology annotation, molecular function: S-adenosylmethionine-dependent methyltransferase activity. Gene Ontology annotation, biological process: phosphatidylcholine biosynthetic process. NCBI's taxonomy places the organism in Eukaryota, Fungi, Ascomycota, Sordariomycetes, Amphisphaeriales, Sporocadaceae. The transcript has 3 exons.
UACUAGGCUAGGUUAAAAGGUGGUGCUGUGCGGUGCUGUAAACACCACGGCUUUUGUUUGCUAACCUAGACCAACGGACUCCCCUGCUGGCAACUACCAUUGGCAAAAGUGUGCAUACACAGGUCGUAAAAUUCCCAACUGCCCUCAAGGUCCCAGAAAUUGAACUGUUUUGUGCCGAACCAGACCAGACCAGACGAAUCGGGCAACCCAAGCGAGGGGCAUGGAAGCAAUGUGACGCUACUGGAGCUUUCAGAAUAGCCUGGGGAACCAAAUUCCAGAGCUCUAUUUUCUCAAUAUCAUCAUCCACCCACUUUCACAAGCUUUUAUGAUACACUACACUCUGUACCCACCUCGAAAUACAGAGCCAGAACAAGUUCCGAUCAGACAGACCAAGACGGCUUCCAUCCAGCAACCAUGGCACCCUUAGCAUUUGAGCCUAGCAAGCUGGUCGAUUUCAGCCAGCAGAGCUUGUACAUUUCCGCUGCUGCUAUUGCAUUCAACCCUACCUUCUGGAACAUCGUCGCCCGCCGCGAGUACCGCACGCACUUCCUAUCCCGCAUCUUCAACAACAACCGCCAGGCCGCCUGCUACUUCCUCGCCGCGACCAUCUUCUCCCUGGGCCUCGUCCGCGACUUCCUAUACGAGCGAGCCCUGCGCAGCCAGCCCUCGUACCCGGCCCUCGAGGCCCCCGAGGCCAAGUGGCUUGCCUACGCCCUCAUCGCCUCGGGCAACAUCCUCGUCGUCUCCUCCACCUGGGCUCUCGGCAUCACCGGCACCUUCCUCGGCGACUACUUCGGCAUCCUCAUGGACCACAUGGUCACCGGCUUCCCCUUCAACGUCACCGAGGCCCCCAUGUACUGGGGCUCCACGUGCAGUUUCCUGGGCACGGCUAUCUUGUACGGAAAACCGGCGGGCCUGCUGAUCACGGCUUGGGUUUGGUUGGUUUACAAGGUCGCGCUGGCUUAUGAGAACCCUUUUACGGCCGGCAUUUAUGCCAAGAGGGACCGCGAGGCCAAGAAGAGCAGGUAGAGAAUCAAGGGGGAUAAACCGGUUGUGUGAGGGAGGGGAUACGAGGGGUAGAGAUAGGCGGCGGCGGGCCUGGGUUUUACGUGGAACUACCGACAUGCAGAUGACAUGUCCAUCAUGGGAAAAGCCA